CACGGGGUAAAAGUUGGUAUCGGGUACGGAAGUAUGAGUGAGACGGUGGUCUUAUCUGUAUUGUCAUCAGAAUACAACGUGUACUGUUAUGAUGCUCACCCCCAACUCCUUCACUUCGACUCCAUCCUUUCUCCUCCCUCUUUCCUUCCCCCCCACUUGGUCCUCCUCUAACCUCCAUCGCUUCCCUCCUCUGCAAUCUCACAUUCUCUCGAAUCUCUUAAUAUCUAACCUCCCCAACUACCACCCUCCCAAUCACCACCUCCUACAAAAACUACCGUUCAACAUGGGUUCUGAGCGUGAGAACAAGACGUUCCUCGCGAGGCUCUGCGAGCAGGCCGAGCGCUACGAUGAGAUGGUCAGCUACAUGAAGGAAGUUGCCAACAUUGGUGGCGAGCUUACAGUCGAUGAGCGCAACCUCCUGUCCGUCGCUUACAAGAACGUUGUUGGUACCCGCCGUGCCUCCUGGCGCAUCAUCUCCUCCAUCGAGCAGAAGGAGGAGUCCAAGGGCUCUGAGGAGCACGUCACCAUCAUCCGUGAUUACCGCCAGAAGAUCGAGACUGAGUUGGAGAAGGUCUGCCAGGAUGUCCUGGACGUCCUUGACCAGUCCCUGAUCCCCAAGGCCGAGACUGGCGAGUCCAAGGUGUUCUACUACAAGAUGAAGGGUGACUACCACCGUUAUCUGGCCGAGUUCGCCUCUGGAAACAAGCGCAAGGUUGCCGCUACCGAUGCCCACGAGGCCUACAAGAGCGCCACCGAUGUUGCACAGACCGAUCUCACCCCUACCCACCCCAUUCGCCUUGGUCUCGCGUUGAACUUCUCCGUUUUCUACUACGAGAUCCUCAACUCUCCCGACCGCGCCUGCCACCUCGCCAAGCAGGCCUUUGACGACGCCAUUGCCGAGCUCGACUCCCUCUCCGAAGAGAGCUACCGCGACAGCACCUUGAUCAUGCAGCUCCUGCGCGACAACCUCACUCUCUGGACCUCGUCCGACGGUAACGAGGGUGCCGAGGGUGCUGCCCCGAAGGAGGAGAAGUCUGAAGAGGAGGCCGCCGCCCCUGCCGCCGAGGAGAAGCCCGAGGAGGCUGAGCCUGUCCAGGCCGCGCCUUAAGUAAGGGAGGGGGUUUUCAGCACCACGUGAAGAGUUCGCAAUCAACCGUAUGCCGAAUUGGUAAGGGGGGCGUUCACAUUUCUUCCCGGAUGUGGUAAUGCAAGUCGCAAGUUCGUUUUCACUGCAGCGUGGCUUGAUUGGGACCGGCACCCUAUCUCUUGCACGUGUUCGGGUCCGUGUGGGGUCGGCCGGCGGAGUUUGAUAUUCGGUUGAGGCGAGCGCAGAAAAGGGGCUGAGUGGAAUUUCUCUCUCUUUUAUUGUCUCUAUUCCCACUCCAGCAAGAUUCAAUGUGUUUAUUUUCCAAUUUCACCCGGUCCCCUAUUCCAAAUCCGUUCUCGUACAGUUUCGUAGGACCCAAGUAGAGGUUAUUUUUGAGUGGGACAUCCUAGAGUACACUGCAUCAAUGGGGUACUUUAAUAACCAAG
Penicillium brasilianum is the source of this 1533-nucleotide messenger RNA. NCBI's taxonomy places the organism in Eukaryota, Fungi, Ascomycota, Eurotiomycetes, Eurotiales, Aspergillaceae. The record is from the annotation of a GenBank genome assembly.